Molecule: messenger RNA, 1110 nt
Organism: Baudoinia panamericana UAMH 10762
Lineage: Eukaryota; Fungi; Ascomycota; Dothideomycetes; Mycosphaerellales; Teratosphaeriaceae
Exons: 1
Coding region: 367-999 (210 amino acids)
Source: RefSeq, a predicted model, not a curated record
UGCAGCGACAGCAUCUGGUAGAAGUGUAGGUGGGCAGUUGUGCAACCAGAGCAGUUUCGGCUUAGCGUCGAUUGUGGGUCCUAGCACAUCUAUUCACAUCAGCAUCUAUUUCAUGUGAACUCUUCUCCGGGUCAAUACAUGGGGUUCCAAGUUGACCACUGUUGAGUUGAUUACACACAUCCACGCCGAGAGCUACAGGCAAGCAUGGAGUUCUUGUAUCAUACCGUAAUGGCGCUCGUCAGAUAAUGCUGGUGGCAACCUUCGCAUGUUCAUUGAUCUAAACCAUCUGGCUGCUCUUGACCUGUUGAGGAUAUCCUAUGUGUUUUUGGCUGCCAUUCGUGGCCUGACAGGCUGUGGUUGUGAGGAAUGGAGUGGGCUCCGUCGCAAGACGCACCGCUAUCGAAGACACAUUGCCUACUUCUGGGUUUACCUACCGAGCUUCGGGACCUCAUUUACGAAUACGCUCUCACAUCGGACAAGACUGUUGUGACGUUCCGUUUGGAUGCCUACCAGCGGGAGAGCUACAAUCAAGCGACUCAGCCAGCACUCACACGGGUCAGCAGACGGGUACGGCGGGAAACACUGCCAAUAUUCUACGGCCGAAACAGUUAUGUGCUGCACACCGAGGGUAACAAGUGCAGAGACGCUUGUUCAUGGUUGGCUUGCAAUGUUCAGCAUCUCCCCAAGCUCAGGCACGUGUCGUUCUGGAUUCGAUACCUUGCGCCUCGUGGCAAUCGAGCACAAUCUCAAGGUGCCUUAGCAGUGUCUUUGCGAAGGCCCACCACCACUGGGCAAUGGGAGGUAGAUCAGGAGUGGAGGUGGGUCACUGUCGUACGAAAACCAGGGACCAUAGAGGAAGAUGCUCAGAUCUUACUCCGAAAGCUAGAGAUUCUGGUUGCCGAAGAGUCGAAGGAUGCAUCGGAUACUGCAUUUUUUUCGGUGAUUUUAGCGGAGCUAAGUAUCUACUACAACAAGCAGAAGAUACUGUACUUCUUAUGAGCGUACUUGGGAACGCUCAUGUCUCCCCAGGAGUGGGCGGUUGAUGUUCCAUCGUUCAAUCGUCCAUCCAAACGAAGUCUACCGUGGUAGCCGUGGAAGAUCAACGCUCCG